Chrysoperla carnea is the source of this 324-nucleotide messenger RNA. Its product is annotated as transcription termination/antitermination protein NusG. Gene Ontology annotation, cellular component: cytosol. The record is from RefSeq and is a predicted model, not a curated record. NCBI's taxonomy places the organism in Eukaryota, Metazoa, Arthropoda, Insecta, Neuroptera, Chrysopidae. Gene Ontology annotation, biological process: regulation of DNA-templated transcription elongation; transcription elongation-coupled chromatin remodeling; DNA-templated transcription elongation. The coding region runs from base 1 to 324 and encodes 107 amino acids. The transcript has a single exon.
AUGAAUAUGACAGAUAAAUCUUGGCAUUUAGUAAAAAAUAUACCAGGAGUAACAGGUUUUUUAGGUAGUAAAACGACUCCAAAAGCACUUACAGAAAGCGAAAUACAGAAUAUUAGAUUAGAAACCGAAGCUAUAGAAGCAAAAGAUGCAAAAUUAUAUGAGGUCGGUGAAAUAGUAACUGUUACAGAAGGACCUUUUGAAACCUUUACAGGUACUGUAGAAGAAGUAGACCAAGAAAAUGCUAGAUUAAAAGUUUCAGUAUCAAUAUUUGGCCAAGCAACUCCGCUAGAGUUAAGUUUUACUCAAGUAAAGAAAAAUGACUAA